UGGGGGCAAGAAGAAAGAAAGGUAGAGGAGGACGAGCUAGAAGAUGGUGAGAUAAAGGAGGAGCCUGAAGUGGGGCAAGAAGAAAGAAAGGUAGAGGAGGACGAGCUAGAAGAUGGUGAGAUAAAGGAUGAUGAUGGCCAAGUACCUGAGGGAGGAGUACCUGAGGCACAGACACUUGAAGUGGAAGUACCGGAGGUUAAAACGCCAACGGUCGAAGGCAGAGGUGUGGAGUCACUGCAUGUCGAGCAAGAGUCCACCCCCGUUGCUGUUGAGACUGAUUUGGAGGGGACGCAAGAGCCCCAAUCUCAGGAAGAAGUUGCUCAAGCUGAAUUGGACGUUGCGGAUGGCAAGGAAGACAAAAUGCAGGGAGAUAAAAUGCAGGAGGAGCAAAAGGAUGUCACCCAACUGCCUAAGGAGGUCCUUCAGCUACGUGAGGUCCUUCAGCUACGUGAGGUCCUUCAGCUACGUGAACAGCAUGGCGAAAUCCAUAAUCAGUCUGAGCGUGUCCCCCAUAGUCAGCCUACUCAAGAGCUUAGUAUUAAGGAACCUAGCCCUCACCCAAUGUCUGGUGUGACCUUCAUUGGUCGUUCGCCGCACCAGCAAAAGUAUGAAGAGUUGGAAGUUCCUUACCAGACGGCAGAUCGCACACUUACGCAUGACCGUCCCGACGAGAAAGAAGUUCGGGAGACUGUAGCGGAAGCGAAAACCUAUUGGAGAAAAUUCAAUUACGGAGGGGUAGAUGAUGUAUUGAAGGCGACGACGCAAGAUGUCCCGUUCAUAUGGAGGGGUAGUCCGAAGGGACGGAGAAUUGUGCAUCAAGAUGGGACACAGUAUAAGCCGUCGAGUACGAUGUUCCAGCAAUACAAUACCAAAGGACUUAGGCAGGUAAGUGUGUUUCCUAUCGCAGGUAUGUGGUCCAGUAUCUUCAAGGCCACCAACGUCUUCAAGGCCACGAACAAUGACAGACGGACCCAGUGGAGACUUACCGAUGCCAUCAACAAUCAAUUCUACCGUUUGUACCAUAAGACAACCACAUUGAGCAUCCGACGACCACAUUAA
Messenger RNA from Gregarina niphandrodes, 1059 nucleotides. RefSeq lists its product as hypothetical. The transcript has a single exon. Lineage: Eukaryota; Apicomplexa; Conoidasida; Eugregarinorida; Gregarinidae. The record is from RefSeq and is a predicted model, not a curated record. The annotation marks the transcript as partial.